AUGCUUGCACUGGACCUUGCUGAGCAAGCGGCCACUAAACCUUCAGACAAUGCUGUUGUUAUUCAGACUCUCGCUGUUAUCUGCAGCAUUGGCCACCGUGUGGACCAGUCCAGUCUUAAUCGAUUAUAAAAGCCUAAGUUUUGGUAUCUCCUGUCGUAAUAGGGUCAUCAACUAUAUCUACACUGAAUACAGCAACCAUUUUAAAGACAGGCGUUACGAAAUUCGUUGCGGAAGCCCUAAUGUGACAAUGGAGUGUGAGAACAGCGGAUACGUGAAUGUUAUGGGUCAGCCCAUUAACUUCCUUUGUUCGAAGGACAAAGGUAUGACCGACAUUGGGAGUCACCAUGACAACUACUACGAAGACCGUCGUUUCAAAUUCGGUUGCUGUGGAAUCAUAGGCAAGAAAUUAAGCAACUGUUACUGGACAGACGAGGUCAACACCUUGGGAGGGCCAAUGACCCUGCAAGUCCCGGAUGGUCAGGUGAUUCAGGGCGCUCACAGUUACCGCGACGAUUUCUUUAUGGACAGAAUAUGGAGAUUCCGGCUUUGCCUGCUAGAAGAUGACUCUUUCCGUAUAAACAGCAAAAACAAAAAUAAAAAGACUAGUCUUAAAGUAAAUAAAUGCACUUAAAUUCGACAUUGAAGAUGCAGAUAGCAAGUAGUUUUCUUUGCAAAACAAAUACACCAAACGACUGGUCGCAAGCUGCAAUAUAAAUUCAUAUAAUUACAAAAAUAACUCUUUCUGUCCACCUUUCUAUCAAGUUGUUAAAACAAUUUUAAAUGUUGAUCUAAUAUCUAUUCAAUGAAAUAAACUAGCUUAAAGUUA
Molecule: messenger RNA, 826 nt
Organism: Physella acuta
Lineage: Eukaryota; Metazoa; Mollusca; Gastropoda; Physidae
Product: dermatopontin
Biological process (GO): collagen fibril organization
Cellular component (GO): extracellular matrix
Source: RefSeq, a predicted model, not a curated record